Molecule: messenger RNA, 915 nt
Organism: Ambispora gerdemannii
Lineage: Eukaryota; Fungi; Glomeromycota; Glomeromycetes; Archaeosporales; Ambisporaceae
Source: the annotation of a GenBank genome assembly
AUGGCUGCAGGAAUCGAGCAUUGUGUCUACUGUUUCGAUGUCUUGGUUGCUGAAUUCGAAAAGAGAAAGCAUCUGGAGCCUGAAUUUGAGAAUAUGGCUUUUCCUUUAUUUGUCACUUGGAAUAUCAACAAUCACGAUAAUACACGUCUUCGUGGUUGUAUCGGAAACUUUGAUGCUUUGCCACUUCAUUCUGGGUUGAAGGAGUACGCGAUCACCAGCGUUUCUCUUCUAACUGAUUUCGAAGAUGCCGAAGAUUAUCUUGAUUGGGAAGCUGGAGUACAUGGAAUUUGGAUCGAAUUCGUCGAUGACCAUAAUCGUCGUAAAACUGCUACUUAUCUACCUGAAAUUGCUGAAGAGCAAGGCUGGAGCAAAGUCGAGACCAUCGAUUCACUUCUUCGUAAAGGCGGAUUCACCGGACGAAUCACGGAUCGUGUUCGUCAACAGAUAAUACUCAGACGAUAUCAAAGCGCGAAGUAUACAAUUACUUAUGCCGAGUAUCUCGAAUAUGUCAAGAGUCGUAAGGGUGUUAUCAUGAGCAGCAGUGACAGCAGUGUAUUGUUGAAAUAUCCUAUCCUUGCAAACGCUACAAAAAUAACAAGCACUACCUCGACAUUGAUAGAAAGGAACAACGUUGGAAAAGGCGUCAGUAAAAAGACUACUAAGAAAGGUACUACAGUUAAAAAACGAAUCUCGAAAACUGAAAAGAGCUUUGUUGAUGGAAUUACCGAUGCUGAUGAUAAUAAUAGUACCGACGAUUUCAAUGGUAUGUAUAAUGGCACGAGUAAUCAGCAGAAUUUAUUUCAUCAUAUCGAUCAAUCAAUUAAAAGUUGCGUUGACGCUUUUUCCCUCUCCCUGACUAUCGCGUAUGCUUGCUUAGAAUUACGUCGGACGGCAAAAAUGAUUAGAGCCUGGUAA